This is a messenger RNA of Capronia coronata CBS 617.96, 921 nucleotides long. RefSeq lists its product as uncharacterized. The transcript is spliced from 2 exons. NCBI's taxonomy places the organism in Eukaryota, Fungi, Ascomycota, Eurotiomycetes, Chaetothyriales, Herpotrichiellaceae. The record is from RefSeq and is a predicted model, not a curated record. Bases 1 to 921 code for a protein of 306 amino acids. Gene Ontology annotation, molecular function: oxidoreductase activity.
AUGGCAUCCGCAGCAGUUCAACAACCCACCGGGCACUCGACCUCCUUUGAACCCUUGACUACUACUCAACUGAAGAACAAUUCAGGCCCUCAGCAAGAGAAACAUCAUGUCCCGACCCAGUUGAACUAUUACAAGGAUCCUGGUGAUGGCAGCCCGCCGGCACCCAGUUAUGUCGGCAAACCAGAGACAUAUGAACGACCAAGCCAGCCUCUGGACGUGACCGUCCACGACAUCCGAGGGGAAGAACACAACUACAGUCUCGACAAGAAUGGAUUCCAGAUCCACCGCCAUGCGAGUGUCGAGAAGGACUUUGUCGACGAUGAGCAGAUCAAGGCCCAGUACUACCCGGAGACCGAACAGCUGUUAAAGGAUGCGACCGGUGCUUCACGUGUCUUCAUAUUUGACCAUACCAUCCGUCGAGCGCCCAAGGAUCAACGAGGACCAACUCCUACCAUCAACCUCCGCGGCCCCGUGACUCGCGUCCACAUUGACCAGAGCUACAGUGCAGCGAAGUCUCGAGUCCCGCACCACCUACCCGAAGAGGCGGACAAGUUGCUCUCCACCCGCUACCAGAUCAUCAAUGUCUGGAGACCGAUCAAGACCAUCCUCAAAGACCCCCUUGCCGUUGCGGAUGCGCAUUCGGUCCCCGACUCGGAUUUGGUCGGUGUUGCGCUGAUCUAUCCUGACCGGCGGGGCGAAACGUAUACGGUGCGCCCUAACCCCGACCAUAAAUGGUACUACCUAUACGGACAGACGCCUGAGGAGGUCCUUCUGAUCAAAUGUUUUGACUCCAAGCUGGAUGGUCGCGCGAGAAGAGUCCCGCAUACCGCGUUUGUCAAUCCGGAGACGGUCAACGAGUACUCGCGCGAGAGUAUUGAGGUCAGAGCGUUGGUGUUUCACGAGGAUGAGCCCGCAGAAUAG